Salvelinus fontinalis (brook trout) is the source of this 2074-nucleotide messenger RNA. RefSeq names its product protein bassoon-like. The transcript is spliced from 2 exons. Lineage: Eukaryota; Metazoa; Chordata; Actinopteri; Salmoniformes; Salmonidae. The record is from RefSeq and is a predicted model, not a curated record. Gene Ontology annotation, cellular component: cytoskeleton of presynaptic active zone; glutamatergic synapse; GABA-ergic synapse. Gene Ontology annotation, molecular function: metal ion binding; structural constituent of presynaptic active zone. Bases 399 to 1517 code for a protein of 372 amino acids. Gene Ontology annotation, biological process: presynaptic active zone assembly; protein localization to synapse.
CUGGUCAAGGCCUCCCUGGUCAGCAAGGGCCCAGAUCCCCUGGUCAAGGACCCCCCGGGCAGCAAGGACCCAGACCCUCUGGUCAAGGACCCCCCGGGCAGAAAGGGCCCAGACCCCCUGGUCAAGGCCCCCCUGGCCAGCAAGGACCCAGACCCCCUGUCUCCGGACAAGGGCCCCCUGGGCAGCAAGGACCUAGACUCCCUGGCCCCGGUCAAGGGCCCCCUGGGCAGCAAGGACCCCCUGGCCCCGGUGCACAACCAGGCGGGCCAGCUAAAGCUGGGGGUCCCCCUGGUCCACAAGGCCCUGGUAAACCACCUGGAGGUGGGCUGUGUCCGCUGUGCAAGAGUACCCAGCUCAACGUGGGCUCCAAGGAGCCGCCCAACUACAGCAACUGUACCAUGUGUAAGAACCAGGUCUGCAGCCUAUGUGGAUUCAGCCCCCCAGACUCGGAGGGCAAAGAGUGGCUGUGUCUCAACUGCCAGAUGCAGAGGGCUAUGGGGGGUAUGGAUGACCCUCCUAUGAUGGGCAGGGGCUCUGCCCCUCCUUCACCCUCAAGGAAAGACCCUGACAAAGAUGGCAAGAAGCCCAAUCUACUGAUUAAGCAGCAGAGCAUCUCUGACAGAGGCUUAACCCCUCCAACCACGCCCAAGCAGAAAUCCCCCGGCCCAUUUUCACCGAAAGGCAGCCCCCAGCCCUCCCCGGCCAAAGGUAAACAGGAGUCCAGCUUCUUUGGGGGCCUGGGGGGCAUCAGCCUAGGGGGGCUCACCGACGUGGCCAAGCCUCCAGCCGCUGCCUCCCAGGCGGCCGAGUCCAUCACAGGAACAAUGUUCAGUGGCUUUGGUGGGUUCACUGGAUCAGCCAAACCUGAUCGGGCCAAAGCCGCUGCUGGUCCCCAAAAAACAGCAGAGUCGGUGACGGGAAAGAUGUUCAGCGGGUUUGGUGGUUUUACAGAGACAGCCAAGCCCCCGGCGGCUGCCUCCCAGAUGUUUGGCUUUGGCUCGUCCAUUUUGAGCUCGGCCACCAACCUCAUGACCACCGACUCUGUGGACUCUGUAGAUGAGAAAGCUGGUUCUCCUGCCGAUUCUCCUGCCGGUUCUCCUGCCGGCUCUCCCCCAGACUCCCCCUUCUCUGCCCCCUGUUCUCCCCUCGGUUCUCCCCCGGACUCUCCCUUCUCCGCUCCCGGGUCUCCCCCCGACUCAGACAGCCCUGACACCCCGCCUGCCUCCAAGAAGCCCCCCAAACGUGCCGUCUCCCUGCUGAAGGACCAAAAGUCCAUAGAAGCAGAUUCCUCCGUUGAGCCUCUGAAAGCGGGGGAGCCGCUUACUAUGGCAACAGGCUCGGGGGCCCAGGAAAACUGCCCUCUGUGUAAGGUGGAGCUGAACGUUGGAUCAGCAGACCCCCCUAACUACAGCAACUGCACUGAGUGCAAGAAGAGUGUGUGCAACCUGUGUGGCUUCAACCCCACACCUCAUCUUGGUGAGGUAAGACCAGUACAGCCCUCACUACUGCUAAAAUAGAAACAGUUCUGCUGAAAGGUACACAAACCAUACAAGGACUUCAGCCGUUUCCAUUGUUACAGUAGGUGGGUUAGGGCUACAGUCUUCUGUACACUCCAUGUUGUUCAGUCACUCACUGGCUAUUUAAAAACCACGUCUGCAGUCAAUUUGGUUUCUAUAUCUUCCAAUUGUAAUCAGGACACAAAUAUUGACACCCUGUUUAAAGGUACAGCUCUUACCAUAAGUGAACCUGAACGUUGGUCACGGUCUUGGUUGUCAUGACUGCUGCAAGUGUUUGACCUUUGAGGGAGUGGUUUGUGGUCGAUGUGUUUAGCCUUCCCUAGCCUCCUAGCUGCACUGUAGUCUAACUCUAAGCCAUUGUGGGGCUAGGUUAAUAAGGCUAAAUGAAUGCCAUUUAAAUGGCCAUCUCAUUAUUGAGCUUUAUUCACACUUCAAAAGGAUGCCACUUGACUCUGUAAUCUAAGAGAGGGGUGUGUGUGUGUGUGUGUGUGUGUGUGUGUGUGUGUGUGUGUGUGUGUGUGUGUGUGUGUGUGUGUGUGUGUGUGUGUGUGUGUGUG